Suncus etruscus (white-toothed pygmy shrew) is the source of this 1967-nucleotide messenger RNA. RefSeq names its product acyl-coenzyme A synthetase ACSM2B, mitochondrial-like. Gene Ontology annotation, cellular component: mitochondrial matrix. Gene Ontology annotation, biological process: acyl-CoA metabolic process; fatty acid biosynthetic process. The transcript is spliced from 14 exons. The record is from RefSeq and is a predicted model, not a curated record. Bases 142 to 1872 code for a protein of 576 amino acids. Gene Ontology annotation, molecular function: fatty acid ligase activity; fatty-acyl-CoA synthase activity. Lineage: Eukaryota; Metazoa; Chordata; Mammalia; Eulipotyphla; Soricidae.
UCUCUACUUCAUUAAGCUGUGCUCUCCCUGAAGGCUGCAGAGAUUCAGGAAGGACUCAGGAUCAAAGAUGGUCUGCUCAGGAGAGUAGACCAAGAGAUUCCCUGCUGAGAGACUCACUGAUAAGAUUUAGCAGGGCUGACCAUGUACUGGCUCUGGAAAUUGCGGGAGGCUUGUAUCCGAUGGGGACCUCAGAGCCGCACUAUCCACAUUUAUGCCAGCCGACACACAGCCUUACAAUGGGGCCACCAGGAAAUCCCUGACAAGUUCAACUUUGUUAGUGAUGUAAUUGAUCAUUGGGCUGGCAUGGAGAAGGCUGGCAAGCGAGCUCCCAGCCCUGCUCUGUGGUGGCUAAGCAGUGAUGGGCAGGAAAUGAAGUGGAACUUCAGCCAGCUGAGUGAGAUCAGCCAGCAGGUGGCCAACGUCCUUACAGGAACAUGUGACUUGCAGCGUGGGGACCGUGUGACCGUGGUGCUGCCCCGAGUGCCUGAGUGGUGGCUGGUGACCUUGGGCUGCAUGCGAGCAGGCCUUGUCUUCAUGCCUGGGACUAUCCAGUUGAAAACCAAAGACAUUCUGUAUCGGCUGCAGGCAUCUAAGGCCAAAGCUAUAGUGGCUGGGGACGAAGUAGCCCAGGCAGUAGACACAGUGGUGCCUGAAUGCCCUGCCUUGAAAAUAAAGCUGCUGGUAUCCGAGGAGAAGCGGGAGGGAUGGCUGGACUUCAAGACACUGAUCCGAGGAGCAUCUACCAUACAUCACUGUGUGAAAACUAGAAGCCAAGAAGCAGCUGCCAUUUACUUCACCAGCGGCACCAGUGGCCUUCCCAAGAUGGCGGAACACACCCACUCAAGCCUGGGCAUGAAGGCCAAGAUGGAUGCUGGCAUAUGUCUAGGCCUGCAGACUUCUGAUAUCGUAUGGACCAUAUCAGACACAGGUUGGAUAGUGAACCUCGUGACCUCGCUUCUCAACCCUUGGGCAUUAGGAGCGUGCACAUUUGUCCAUUUACUGCCAAAGUUUGACCCAUCGGUUAUUAUCAAGGUGCUUUCCAGCUACCCAAUCAAUAAUUUGGUGGGCGCUCCCCUUGUCUUCCGGUCAUUAUUACAACAGGACCUUUCCAGUUAUAAAUUUCCACAUCUCCAACACUGCUUCAGUGGAGGGGAGACUCUUCUUCCAGAAACUCUGGAGAGCUGGAGGACUCAGACAGGACUAGACAUCAGAGAAUUCUAUGGCCAGACAGAAACGGGCGUGACCUGCGCAGUUUCCAAGACGAUGACAAUCAAGCCUGGCUCGAUGGGAAUGGCCAUUCCCCACUAUGAUGUGCAGGUUAUCGAUGACAAGGGCAAUGUUCUGCCCCCCAACACAGAAGGAGAGUUUGCCAUCAGGGUCAAACCAAUCAAGCCUGUGGGCAUCUUCAAUGGUUAUGUGGACAAUCUUGAGAAGACAGCAGCCAGUAUUCGAGGGGAUUUCUGGCUCCUGGGAGAUCGAGGCAUCAAGGACGAGGAUGGGUAUUUCCAUUUCAUGGGACGGACUGAUGAUAUCAUUAACACUAGUGGGUAUCGAAUUGGUCCCUCAGAGGUGGAGAAUGUAUUGAUGGAGCACCCUGCUGUGGUAGAGACGGCUGUCAUCAGUAGUCCAGAUGCUGUUCGAGGAGAGGUAGUGAAGGCAUUUGUGGUCCUGGCCCCACAAUUCAGAUCCCAAGACCCGGAGCAGCUCACUAAGGAGCUACAGGAACACGUGAAGUCAGUGACAGCCCCGUACAAGUACCCCCGGAAGGUGGAGUUUGUCCUGGAUCUUCCCAAGACGAACACAGGGAAAAUUAUGCGGUCAGAGCUUCGAAACAAGGAGUGGAUGAAAUCUGGACCAGCCAAGACCCAGUGAGACCUGCAAGGCCCUGUCUUUUCCCAAUGGACAGCUUACAUUCUUCUGGGGAUGGGAGGUGGUACUCAGGGAUAGGACAGGUACCUGAUUUUGCC